CCGGGGGGUGAACUGUUGCGGGCUUUGUUUAGUGCUUGACCCCACCCACCCUCAGCUCUCCAGCCUGGCGGGCUCCCCUUCCUGCAUCUUUCCAAAGCGCCAUGCCGCUGCUGGCUUUUGGCGAUUUUCUCCCUUGAGCUCCCUGCGAGGCUGGCCUGUUAGGUGUAGCCCAGGGCUAGAAAGGUACAUUUUCCCCCUUUAGCUGUUAAAGAAUAAUUAAAAGAUCUAAAUAGAUAGGUUACUGCUACUUUGUUUCCUAAGAUUUUGGAAGAUUUCACAGUGAACUUACCUAUCGUUUUAGACUAUUUUGGUGCAGAUGUGUGUGCACCUUAACCCGUAUGUAGUAAUUCACAUUUACAAGUGUUUAUGUGCGUUCAGGCAACAUCAUUUAGGGCUGACACUCUAAAACCUUUCAUAUGCACAUACAUACAUACUUUAUAUAGUAUAUAUUUUAUAUGUGGCCAUACAAUGCAUUAGAAAUAAUGGGUGUGUAAGCAUUUUUCAUAUUACGCCCUCCUGAACUGAGCUACAAGUGGCAAUAUUCAGAUUGGUUAUUCGAAGUGACUAAUCUCAGUUAAGAUGUGCUGUGUUAAAGCACAGCACAGUUUUGAUAAUACCAAAAUUUUUUUUAAAAAAAUAGGUGUUUGUGGCCAGGCAUGGUGGCGCACACCUUUAAUUCCAGGGUUCGGGAUGCAGAGGUGGUCAAAGCCAGCGUCGUCUACAUAGUGACUUCCAGGGUCUCUUGUAGCCCACACUGGCCCCACUGUCCCAUCACUACACCCAGCUUUAUGAGUGCUGGAGGUCUAAUUCAGGGCGCUGUACAGGCUAGGAAAGAAGCUAAAGGUCACUAGACUUAGGUACAGCGAGCACAAGAAGGUUGGUACCUAGUGACAAGAAGUGAAGAUCACAAUCCAAGGAAGAGAAAACGUCUGGAUGCUUAUCACUUAACAGAAGAAAAUAUCUCUUGAAUAAGGUGCCCAGCAGCAGGUUUAUCACUUGAAUGGUGGAAUUCCUAUCCUCAGCUUAUUGAGCAUAUUGAGAUGGCAUGAGGAUGAAUCGCAGACAGACUUGCUCAGUCAGCGGACAUUGCCUCCCACUGUUGAGAGCUGUAAAGAUGUCUGACAAAAAGCAGAUCGUUGCCAGGGCUUUCCUGAUUGAGCAACUGAUGUCUAAAAGGUAUUUUGAGGAUAUUGGCAAAUACCUUACUGAGCUAGAAAUGAUUUAUGUGUCUAAGGAGCAUCUCCAGGAGACGGAUGUGGUCAGGGCUGUGUACAGAGUCCUCAAAAACUGCCCCUCAGUGGCUCUGAAAAAGAAAGCCAAGUGUUUGCUGGCGAAGUGGAGAACUUUUUAUAAAAGCACACACUUCAAACCAAGGGACAGCCUUAAAUUAUUCCCGUCAAGUGCCAACAAACAAGAAAAUGCGGCUCUUUCUCAGGACCUGAGUCAGGAUGAGAUCUUAGGUCUCUGCAGUUCUCUCUCAAUGCUGUCAUCCCAGGAUGCCGCAAAGCCCGUUGAAGUGACUGAGUCUGAAAAUAGCACUGCUCGGAUGGAGCUGAAUGGAGAACAUUUGGGUAGUGAUAACUCUGAAGCCACUCGCAAGAGAUCAAGUGAGUUGCAGGAUCCCACGGUGUCUGUGAGAAUGAAAUGUGUAGAGCUGCUUUACGCAGCGUUAGCUAGUUCCUCCACAGAUCAAGCAAAAGCUCAUUUGUGGCAGAACUUUGCAAAAGAGAUUGAAGAGCACAUUUUCAUCCUUUAUUCAAACAACAUCAGAAAAUAUAAAACUUGUAUCAGAAGCAAAGUGGCUAACUUGAGGAACCCCAAAAAUUCUCAUUUACAGCAAAACUUGCUCUCUGGCGCCAUGUCUGCAAGACAAUUUGCUGAAAUGACUGCCCUGGAGAUGGCAAACCAGGAACUGAAGCAGUUGAGAGCGGCCUACACAGAAUGCAGUAUCCAGGAACACUCUCUUCCCUACAACAUUGAUGGCACACUGACAAAUAAGAUAAAGUGCAGGCGCUGUGAGAAAUACAAUUGCAAGAUCACUGUAAUUGCCAGAGGAACGCUUUUCCUUCCAGGUUGGGUGCGGAAUUCAAACCCAGAUGAACAAAUGACCUAUGUCAUCUGUAAUGAGUGCGGGGAGCAGUGGUACCAUAGUAACUGGGUGUGCUUGUAAUUGUAAGUAAUGUUCCCUUAACAGAUGACCCAAGGCAUAUGUUUUAUAUGUAUUAUAUAAUCACUGUGGUUUUUUAAAUCUUUUUGCUGUUGUUUGGGUCUUUAGUUUGUGAGACAAGGUCUCACUGUGUAGUCAAGGCUGGCCUCAGCCUCAGUGUUGGGCUUACAGGAGUAUUAACACUAUACCUGGGUUUAUAUAUAUACUGUUCUUAAUUACAGCCCUGAGAACAAGGAAAGAAAGUCAUUUGCCAAAGCACAAGCCACAACCAGUAAAAGUUGUCUGAACAGAGUAGACGACUAUCAAGGUGUGUUUUGUGGCCAUUUAGUACUUUAUUUACUAUUCUCAGAGUGGGACUGAGAGCAGCUCUGCAUAGUCUGAGCCUAGUAGAGAUGCAGACUCUCAGGGCUGGCGCUUGCUUGAAUCCAGACCUGCAUUUUGGCAGGCUCCCCAAGUAAUCCUCCAGGAUACUUUAAAAAGCACUACAAUCAAAGUAGGCCUGUGGUUUUCAGGAGUAACUGCACAUUAGACUCUUCUGAGGAGCAUUGAAACCCAGUGCUGAGGGUCAACCUAGAGCAAUUCAGUCAGCAUGUAUGAGAUAGGAACCAGACAUCAACAUUGCUGUGGUCAUUCUUCAACCUUAAGUUGGGGUCAGAGUUGAAGACUCUUAUCAAAUAGGUUCUCAUUUGAGCCCCUCUAUAGCUCUAAGAAAUGAGUGUUCUUCUGGAGACUUAACAGAUGCAGAAACAGGCCCACAGAGCUGCAGUAAUUUGUCCAGAUUAUACAACUGUAAGUUACCCACCUCAUACUGAUGCCAGAUCUUUUUCUAGGUUCCUUCUGAGGCAGGAUGUAAUGACACGUCCAUAAUCCAAGUGCCAGGGAGGCUAAGGCAGGGGGUUUCUUUGAGUUCAAGGUCAGCCUGGACUUCAUAAUAAAGUUCCAAGCCAACUUGGAUUGCAGAAUAAGACCCUGUCUCAAUAUUUUUUAAAGGGCAUUGUGGUUUAUGCCUGUAGUCCUAGCAUUGUAGAUCUUGAGGCAGGAUCUCAAGGUUAAGACCUAGGUUAUAUAUGAAAAUAUUCCCCAAAAAAAGGGAUUCAUAGUUUGAGAACUGCUUGAUAAUGACUUUGCAAACUUGUACUCCUGGAAAUGGGAGACUAACAAAUAAUGUGUUGGGGCCCUAAGCUUCGUUGAUUAAUUUCAUUCUUUUGUCCUCUAUUUUCUCCCUUUACAGGUCUCUCUUGAGCUAUAAAAAGUUAUGUUGUAACUGAUUUUUGCUUAGAGCCCAAAUGAUCUUAAUUGAAUCAACUAUAUUUUUCUUUGCAUACGUCCUUUAUAAACUUUAUGACAUGUAAUUUCUUGAUAUUAGGCUUUUUCAUGUCUUCAAGGGCAUGUCUUAGGUUUGAAAUUCAAAUUUUGCUGAAGUAAAAAUGGCAUUAGUUGUUAGGAAGUUCAUUUCCUCAGCCUUUGAAUCUACCAACAGUUAUUUACCUAAUAAAUGAAGAAGAAAUUAUUUAUUUGCGGCCUUUACAAACAGCAUUUACUGAUUUGUCUAUUUGUUUAAAAACAAGGUUUUCAUGUGCUUGUGACUUUUUUUCCUUAAAAAUAAUAGAAUGCUCAUUGCUCUUUUUUGGGGGGGUGGCCUGAUUUUUGUUUUCUUAUAUGUAAAACAAUUUUCAGCAUAAUCCAAAUUGUACAUAGCUCACAUUUACGUGUCUAAACAAGUAGAAGCUCACAUGUGUACUUUUACAGUUUACACAGUAUUUAAAUUUAAAUAUACAUUUUCUCAUUUGUUGUUUGGCUGAGACAUGUGAGUGGUUUUUGGUUUCUUUUCUUUUUUUUUAAUUUUCUAAAAUUAUUUUUAUUUUAUGUGUAUGCGUGUAUUGCCUGCAUGUAGGUAAGUGCACCCAUGUUGUGCAGUGCCCUCAGAGGACAGAG
Nannospalax galili (Upper Galilee mountains blind mole rat) is the source of this 4102-nucleotide messenger RNA. It is a transcript of the gene Tceanc, whose product is annotated as transcription elongation factor A N-terminal and central domain containing. Gene Ontology annotation, cellular component: nucleus. Bases 1046 to 2170 code for a protein of 374 amino acids. Gene Ontology annotation, biological process: DNA-templated transcription. The transcript is spliced from 5 exons. NCBI's taxonomy places the organism in Eukaryota, Metazoa, Chordata, Mammalia, Rodentia, Spalacidae. The record is from RefSeq and is a predicted model, not a curated record.